This is a messenger RNA of Haplochromis burtoni (Burton's mouthbrooder), 4722 nucleotides long. RefSeq names its product solute carrier family 4 member 2a (gene slc4a2a). Gene Ontology annotation, cellular component: plasma membrane; apical plasma membrane; basolateral plasma membrane. NCBI's taxonomy places the organism in Eukaryota, Metazoa, Chordata, Actinopteri, Cichliformes, Cichlidae. The record is from RefSeq and is a predicted model, not a curated record. The coding region runs from base 1264 to 4566 and encodes 1100 amino acids. Gene Ontology annotation, molecular function: monoatomic anion transmembrane transporter activity; solute:inorganic anion antiporter activity. Gene Ontology annotation, biological process: bicarbonate transport; transmembrane transport; monoatomic anion transport. The transcript has 22 exons.
GUAUUUAAAAGUUGUUAAUUAAAUUGCUAAGCAGAUAAGCUACUCAGAAACACCACUGUGUUUGAGCAGGAACAGGAAGUGAUAUUCUACCACAAGCGAACAUCAAGUCACACAUUCUACUGUAAACCCAUCACAGUGCAGCAAACUCACCUGUUCAUCCUGCAGAGGAUUCUCAUGCAGCCUUUAAAUAACACAGUCUGCCCCAGUUUGAUUAGCAGCAGGUUUAUGAACAAACACAAUAUGAGACACAAUAUCUCCUCGCCUUUGAAUCUAACCUUCCUGUUUGUCUUAUCUCGGCCACAUCUCUGUUGAAAAUGACAUGUUAACGUGACAAAAGUUUGUACUUCAAUAAAUAAAGAGUAAGUAGUGCCUAUAAGUAAGCAAAACAAACAAGAGAACACAGUAUUUAGUCAGAUACCAGAGUACAGCUGCACUGCAGACCCAAGACCCAUUCCAGAAGUCCCUCAUGUCUCCUAUUCCUGACGCUCUUCCUUGACCUUGAUGAAAACGUCACUGAGGUCAAAGCUGAGAAGGAGAACUGCUGAGGACUCAGGAAAAGGGAAGAGGCGUGCACUUAGAACUGGAACAACCUUACACUGGUGUCUCUUUAACAGGAAGUCUGGCGUGUUGAAACUACAAUGUGCAGAAGACAAACUACAAAAGGCUGGUCUAGCUUCACCACAGGGUGUGUUCUUGUUUUAUGGAGGUCAUAGAAACGAUAACAGUCUGUAAAGCAUAUCUUUUUGGUGUUUUAAAGGAGGAGGAACAUUUACUGCAAUCCUACUAAAAUGAUGAUAUUACUAAAACUUUGGCUGUGUCCUAAAACUCUUCAUCAGUGUCACGCUGAGCGUUCAGAGGCGAGCCCACUUAUUGGUCCUCAGUAACUGUUUCCAUGAAACAGCAGAAAUGAAGUGAACUCAGCUUCUGUUUCUCAGCAGUGCGCACACGGCGAGCGACGUCUCUCUGCUCAGUCUGGAGCUAAUAAAACGCUCAGUGUGUCCGAUUAAUGCCUGAAUGAAACUAAGAAGCCACCGGGCAUUUACUGGCGUGCCACAGUAACCAUGGUAACUGGGACGGUGAUCUGAAGGUAAAUAAUGUUUGUGUUGUUCUGCACGUGGUACAGUUUGUAAUGCCGCAGCUCCACCUGAGUCCUAAUCCUCAGACCUUUGCUCGGUGGUUUCCAGAGGUGGGCAGUAAUGAGGUUCUGCUGCCCAACCUGCUUCUGAAUAUCCAGCUCUGUGACCUGCGACCCCUGUGGGAGCCAUGAGCCAUCAUCAGAGCUCAGCGAGUCCUGGUGACACCCUGAGUCAGUCUGCAUCUCCUCCUCCUCCACACUGUCAUGCUGAUGAAGAAGAAGAGGAAGAUCUAAACAAGGCCUUUGAUGUUCAGGACUUUCAGCAGAUCCUUUGUCCUGCAGCUCGCAGCCCGCCAGAGAAACACAGAGUCUAUGAUGAACAGGACAUCGAAGAACACCGCCACUCUUCCCUCCAUGUCCAUCACCCUCUUUCCAAACCACCCACUGACAGCAGGAGGAAGAAAACUGCCGAGGGGAGGAAGGAGUGUAGGCGAGGCUCCGCCCCCAGCAAUGCAAGUACCAUAGAUGAAGACCAACAGGACGAAGAGCAUGGAAAGGAGGAGGAGGCCUACAGUCAAACUGAUGGCGAUGAUCUGACCACCAUCUCAUCCAAUCGCAACGGCACCGUGAUGAGCGCUGCAGAUGCCGACGAGUCUGAAACGUUGACGUCUGUGGACCUGGAUGGCAUCAAAAGUCACCGACUGGAUGACGUUCCAGCCGUUCGACGGCACCUGGUGAGGCGGAGCUCCAGAGGACCGAUCGUCCACGCCACCAAAGAUCCGACGGUCAGCUGGUCAAACCAGCACCUGCGACCGGACCGUACACCUCAUGAGGUGUUCGUGGAGCUGAACGAGCUGGUGAUCGACAGGAACCAGGAGCUGCAGUGGAGGGAGACGGCUCGAUGGAUCAAGUUUGAGGAGGAGGUGGAGGAGGAGACAGAGCGCUGGGGGAGACCUCACAUUGCUUCCCUGUCCUUCCGUUCUCUGCUGGAGCUUAGAAAAACAAUGGCCCAAGGGGCCAUACUCCUGGAUCUGAAGCAGAAGACUUUACCAGGGAUUGCUCAGCAGGUGGUGGAGCAGAUGGUGAUCUCAGAUCAGAUUAAAGCUGAAGACCGAGCCAAUGUUCUGGGAGCUCUGUUGCUCCGUCACAGUCACCCCAGCGAUGAGAAAGAUCACAGCUUAUUCAGCAGGAACAUCUCUGCAGCAAACAUGGCCAACCUUAUCGACAGACACAAUGGAAAAUCUGAUCCCUGCAUCAACCUGACCAAUCACAAGGAGGCUGAUGGAGAGAAGAACAAGAGAGAAGUCCCACAGCUCUGUCACUCCAGAUCCAAGCAUGAGGUAAAGCUAAUGGAGAAGAUCCCAGAGCGAGCUGAGGCCACUGUGGUCCUCGUAGGCAGUGUGGGUUUCCUGGACCAGCCAUCCAUGGCGUUUGUGCGACUGCAGGAGGCAGUUCUGCUGGAAUCUGUCUUGGAGGUUCCUGUGCCAGUUAGGUUCCUCUUCCUCCUGCUGGGCCCGCCCACUGCCAACAUUGACUACCAUCAGAUUGGACGCUCUAUCUCAACACUCAUGUCUGACAAGAACUUCCAUGAGGCGGCGUACCAGGCAGACGACCGUCAAGACCUGCUGACAGCCAUCAACCGCUUUCUGGACAGCAGCAUCGUCCUCCCGCCCUCUGAGGUCAGCGGUGACGAGUUGCUCCACUCAGUGGCUCACUUCCAACGAGAAAUGCUCAGAAAGAGGGAGGAGCAGAGCAGCAAACUUCAGGAGAAACAGACCAGCAUUCAGCAGGACGAAGAUUCUCUUGUUCCCUCCAAACCUGGUGAUGAGCCGUUGAGGAGGUCAGGUCGUCUGUUUGGAGGCCUCAUCAAAGACGUUAUGCGGCGCUAUCCUCAGUAUUUCAGCGACAUCCGAGAUGCUCUAAACCCUCAGUGUAUGGCUGCCAUUAUCUUUAUCUACUUUGCUGCACUGUCACCUGCCAUCACCUUUGGUGGACUGCUUGGUGAGAAAACGGAGGGUCUGAUUGGUGUGUCGGAGCUGAUAGUGGCCACUGCGUUGCAGGGCAUUGUGUUCAGUGUGCUGGGAGCUCAGCCGCUGCUGGUGAUUGGCUUCUCCGGACCGCUGCUUGUAUUCGAAGAGGCCUUCUACACUUUUUGUAAAGUUAAUGGGAUCGAGUAUCUGACGGGUCGGGCAUGGAUUGGUCUCUGGCUGGUGCUCAUCGUUGUCCUUACCGUGGCCUUCGAGGGAAGCAUACUCGUUCGCUUUGUUUCACGCUUCACACAGGAGAUCUUCUCCUUCCUGAUCUCUCUCAUUUUUAUCUAUGAGACCUUCGCCAAGCUGAUCAAGAUCUUUCAGGAGCAUCCACUCCAUAACUGUUACCAUGGAAACAACACUGAAUCUCCAUCUCACUGCAACUACACUAUGGCCUCCGGGAAUCCUGGGAAAGUUGUUGGAGAACCGAACACUGCUCUGCUGUCAUUGGUCCUCAUGGCAGGAACGUAUUUCAUCGCCUUCUACCUUCGCAAGUUCAAAAACAGCUCCUUCUUCCCUGGAAGGCUCCGUAGGAUCAUCGGAGACUUUGGGGUCCCCAUUGCCAUCCUCAUCAUGGUGCUGGUGGACUACAGUGUGCAGGACACCUAUACUCAGAAACUGAACGUGCCCAGCGGAUUCUCGGUGUCCAGCCCAGAGAAGCGAGGCUGGGUGAUUUCCCUUCUGGGGUCGGACGGGCAGUUUCCAGCCUGGAUGAUGGGCGCCAGCAUCCUGCCAGCUAUACUCGUCUUCAUUCUCAUCUUCAUGGAGUCCCAGAUAACAGCGUUGAUCGUGAGUAAGAAGGAGAGGAUGCUGGUGAAGGGAACCGGUUUUCACGUGGAUCUUUUAAUCAUCGUGGUGGUAGGCGGAGUCUCGGCUCUGUUCGGCCUGCCCUGGCUGUCGGCCGCCACAGUUCGGUCUGUGACUCACACCAAUGCCCUGACCGUCAUGAGUAAAGCCGUUGCCCCUGGAGACAAGCCUCGCAUCCAGGAGGUGAAGGAGCAGAGGGUGACGGGCUUCUUGGUGGCGUUUCUAGUAGGUCUGUCCAUCGUCAUCGGCGAAGUUCUGCGUCAGAUCCCGCUGGCAGUCCUGUUCGGGAUCUUCCUCUACAUGGGUGUGAUGUCCCUGAAUGGGAUCCAGCUCACUGAGCGACUCAUCUUGCUGCUGAUGCCCCCAAAAUACCACCCCAACCACAACUACGUCCGCAAGGUGCGGACUUUGAGGAUGCACCUUUUCACUCUCGUCCAGCUGACAUGUCUGGCUCUGCUGUGGGUCGUCAUGGCGACAGCGGCAGCGCUGGCCUUCCCCUUCAUGCUGCUGCUGACCAUCCCCGUGAGGAUGCUGCUGCUGCCCCGCCUCUUCUCCCGCCGAGAGCUGCAGAGCCUAGACGCUGAUGACGUGGAGCCCACUCUGGAGGAGAAGGAGGGGCAGGACGAGUACUCCCAGCUGCAGAUGCCUGUGUGAGCGGGAACUGCGUGGUGAUUGGUGGCUCCGCCCCACUGUAGCGUUUCAAGUUUCGUACGCCUGGGUUUCUGUUCGCAGAGCGUCUUCCUGUUGUAAAGCUUGCACUAACAGUUCUCUGUCAGUAAACACGAGUAUUAUCCUCCAAACCAGUCUGUG